AUGACUACCUUAAACCGCACUGGUGUUAGCCACACAGUCUUCCACUUGCUGAGCAUCCCUGGACUAGAGGACAAGCACAUGUGGAUUUCCAUCCCCUUCUUCAUCUCCUAUGUCAUCGCCCUGCUUAGGAACAGUCUCUUCAUCUUCAUUAUCCUCACCAAGCGCAGCCUCCACAAACCCACGUACCUCUUCCUCUGCGUGCUGGCUGCAACAGACGUUGCCCUCUCCACGUGCACAGUACCUCAGGCCUUGGCCAUCUUCUGGUUCCAAGCUGGGGAGAUCUCCCUGAAUCGCUGCAUCACUCAGGUGUUCUUCCUCUCUUCCACUUUCAUGUCUGAGUCAGGGAUCUUGCUGGUGAUGGCAUUUGACUGCUACAUUGCCAUAUGCUACCCACUGAGAUACACCACCAUUCUUACACAUGCACUGAUUGGGAAAAUUUGUGCUGUCACCUUUCUGAGAAGUUAUUAUACAGUAUUCCCCAUAAUAUUUCUUCUGAAAAGACUGACUUUUUGCAGAACUAAUAUUCUCCCAAAUACUACUUGUAAGCACAUUGUCUUGGCCAAAAUUUCCUGUAAUGACAUCCGAGUAAAUAUCUGGUAUGGUUUUGUCUUAAUGUCAACCUUGGUCUUAGACAUUGUGCUAAUUAUUGUUUCAUAUGUGCUUAUUCUCUGUGCUGUCUUUCACAUCCCAUCCCGAGGUGCUCGCCACAAAGCUCUCAGCACAUGUGGCUCCCAUAUCUGUGUCAUCAUCCUCUUCUAUGGGUCUGGCAUCUUCUCAGUCCUCACUCAGUGCUUUGGACACCACAUCACACUUCAUAUUCACAUUCUGCUGGCCAAUGUCUACAUUCUCAUUCCACCUAUGUUAAAUCCCAUCAUUUAUGGGAUUAAGACCAAGCAGAUAAGGGACCUGGUAGUUCAUUUGUUGUUUCCAAAACAGAAAUGA
Messenger RNA from Pteronotus mesoamericanus, 942 nucleotides. RefSeq names its product olfactory receptor 52B4-like. NCBI's taxonomy places the organism in Eukaryota, Metazoa, Chordata, Mammalia, Chiroptera, Mormoopidae. Gene Ontology annotation, biological process: G protein-coupled receptor signaling pathway. The record is from RefSeq and is a predicted model, not a curated record. Gene Ontology annotation, cellular component: plasma membrane. Gene Ontology annotation, molecular function: G protein-coupled receptor activity; olfactory receptor activity.